CACAGGCAGAGGCACAGGACAGUUACUGCUCCCUGCUGACAGACCCCAGGUGCGGCCGGCGCCAUGGCGGGAGCCUCGGUGAAGGUGGCAGUGCGUGUCCGUCCCUUCAACUCCCGGGAGAUGAGCAGGGAAUCCAAAUGCAUUAUCCAGAUGUCAGGAAGCACCACCACUAUCCUGAACCCAAAGCAGCCCAAAGAGACACCAAAAAGCUUCAGCUUUGACUAUUCCUACUGGUCCCACACCACGCCCGCAGACAUCAACUAUGCAUCUCAGAAGCAAGUGUACCAGGACAUUGGUGAGGAGAUGCUGCAACAUGCCUUUGAAGGCUAUAAUGUCUGCAUCUUUGCCUAUGGGCAGACAGGUGCUGGAAAAUCCUACACCAUGAUGGGGAAGCAGGAGAAAGACCAGCAAGGCAUCAUUCCACAGCUCUGUGAGGACCUCUUCUCCCGGAUCAAUGACACAACAAAUGACAACAUGUCCUACUCCGUGGAGGUGAGCUACAUGGAGAUUUACUGCGAGCGCGUGAGGGACCUUCUGAACCCCAAGAACAAGGGGAACCUGCGGGUGAGGGAGCACCCCCUGAUGGGCCCCUAUGUUGAGGACCUUUCCAAGCUGGCUGUGACCUCUUACAAUGACAUCCAAGACCUCAUGGACUCUGGAAACAAGGCCCGCACAGUGGCUGCCACCAACAUGAACGAGACCAGCAGCCGCUCCCACGCUGUCUUCAACAUCAUAUUCACGCAGAAGCGGCACGAUGCCGAGACAGACAUCACCACUGAGAAGGUCAGCAAAAUCAGCUUGGUGGACCUGGCAGGCAGCGAGCGAGCUGACUCCACCGGUGCGAAGGGCACAAGACUAAAGGAAGGAGCCAACAUCAACAAAUCCUUGACCACACUGGGGAAAGUCAUCUCUGCCCUGGCUGAAAUGGAUUCAGGGCCAAACAAGAACAAGAAGAAGAAGAAGACUGAUUUCAUCCCCUAUCGGGACUCAGUGCUGACCUGGCUGCUGCGGGAGAACCUGGGGGGCAACUCCAGGACAGCCAUGGUCGCUGCUCUCAGUCCUGCAGACAUCAACUAUGAUGAGACCCUCAGCACCCUCAGGUACGCUGACCGUGCCAAGCAGAUCCGCUGCAACGCUGUCAUCAACGAGGACCCCAACAACAAGCUCAUCAGGGAGCUGAAGGAUGAGGUGGCACGCCUGCGUGACCUUCUCUACGCCCAGGGCCUUGGGGACAUAAUUGACAUGACCAAUGCCAUUGCUGGGAUCAGUCCUUCCUCCUCCCUCUCAGCCCUGUCCAGCCGUGCUGCCUCUGUCGCCAGCCUCCACGAGCGCAUCAUGUUUGCUCCAGGCAGUGAGGAGGCCAUAGAAAGGCUCAAGGAAACAGAGAAGAUCAUUGCAGAGCUGAAUGAGACAUGGGAGGAGAAGCUACGUAGGACAGAAGCAAUCCGGAUGGAGAGGGAAGCAUUGCUGGCUGAAAUGGGAGUGGCCAUGAGAGAGGAUGGAGGUACCUUAGGUGUUUUCUCUCCUAAAAAGACACCCCACUUGGUCAACCUGAACGAGGACCCACUCAUGUCUGAGUGUCUUCUCUACUACAUCAAGGACGGGAUAACAAGGGUGGGCCGGGAAGAUGCUGAGAAGAGGCAGGACAUCGUCCUCAGCGGGCACUUCAUUAAGGAGGAGCACUGCCUGUUCCGCAGCGACACCAAAUCCGGCGGUGAAGUAAUAGUGACCCUGGAGCCCUGUGAAGGUGCUGACACCUACGUGAAUGGCAAAAAGGUGACAGAGCCCAGCAUCCUGCGCUCAGGAAACCGCAUCAUCAUGGGGAAGAGCCACGUCUUCCGCUUCAACCACCCCGAGCAGGCUCGUCAGGAGCGGGAGCGGACUCCGUGUGCCGAGACCCCCGCCGAGCCUGUGGACUGGGCUUUUGCCCAAAGAGAGCUGCUGGAGAAGCAGGGCAUUGACAUGAAGCAGGAGAUGGAGCAGCGGCUCCAGGAACUGGAGGACCAGUACCGGAGGGAGAGAGAGGAGGCAAAUUACCUUCUCGAGCAGCAAAGGCUGGACUAUGAGAGCAAACUGGAGGCUUUGCAGAAGCAGAUGGACUCUAGGUAUUACCCUGAGGCAAACGAGGAAGAGGAAGAACCUGAAGAUGAAGUGCAGUGGACGGAGCGGGAGUUUGAGUUGGCCCUCUGGGCCUUCAGGAAGUGGAAGUGGUACCAGUUCACCUCCCUCCGUGACCUGCUCUGGGGCAAUGCCAUCUUCCUCAAGGAAGCCAACGCCAUCAGUGUGGAGCUGAAGAAGAAGGUCCAGUUCCAGUUUGUGCUCCUCACGGACACACUGUACUCACCUCUCCCUCCUGACUUGCUGCCUCCCGAUGCCGCCAAGGACCGGGAGAAGCGCCCGUUCCCCCGGACCAUCGUGGCCAUAGAAGUGCAGGACCAGAAGAACGGGGCAACGCAUUACUGGACCCUGGAGAAGCUGAGGCAGCGCCUGGACCUGAUGCGUGAAAUGUACGACCGUGCAGCAGAAGUGCCUUCCAGCGUCAUCGAGGACUGCGACAACGUGGUGACCGGCGGAGACCCUUUCUACGACCGCUUCCCCUGGUUCAGGCUGGUUGGCAGUUCAGAUAUCUCUGGCUGCAACAGCUCUCCUCUUUUCAACACAUGCAUGAGCGAGCGCAUGGCUGAUCUCACCCCCUCCCCUACCUUCUCGAACCCCGACUCCGACAUCACCGAGCCUGCUGACGAGCAGCACCAGGGGCAGGAGGAGGAGGAGGAGGAGGCGGAGGACCUGGAGGAAGACAUCUUUCCGGAGUGCCCGCUGUGUGAUGGCCGGGAUCCAUUUUACGACCGCUCCCCCCUGUUCAGUUUAGUAGGAAGGGCCUUCGUCUACCUGAGCAACCUCCUGUACCCGGUGCCCCUGGUCCACCGCGUGGCCAUCGUCAGCGAGAAGGGUGAGGUGAAGGGCUUCCUGCGUGUGGCCGUCCAGGCCAUCUCAGCGGAUGAGGAAGCCCCCGACUAUGGCUCUGGCGUGCGGCAGUCGGGGACGGCCAAGAUCUCCUUCGAUGACCAGCACUUUGAGAAGUUCCAGUCGGAGUCGUGCCCAGCUGUGGGAAUGUCUCGCUCGGGGACCUCCCAGGAGGAGCUGCGCAUCGUUGAAGGCCAGGGGCAGGUCAGCGACACGGGUCCCUCUGCUGAUGAGGUCAACAACAAUACCUGUGCAGUGACUCCAGAGGACCUUCUGCUGGACAGCCCAGAGAAGUCUGUGCCAGAUGGGCCACUGGAGACUGCUCUGGACCACCUGAAGCUGGGCAGCAUCUUCACUUUCCGUGUGACGGUCCUGCAAGCCUCCAGCAUCUCUGCAGAAUAUGCAGACAUCUUCUGCCAGUUCAACUUCAUCCAUCGCCACGAUGAGGCCUUUUCAACAGAGCCCUUGAAGAACACAGGACGGGGGCCACCGCUGGGCUUCUAUCAUGUCCAGAACAUUGCCGUGGAGGUGACCAAGUCCUUCAUUGAAUACAUCAAGAGCCAGCCAAUUGUAUUUGAAGUGUUUGGGCACUACCAGCAGCACCCCUUCCCACCUCUCUGUAAGGAUGUCCUGAGCCCACUGAGGCCAUCCCGGCGCCACUUUCCCCGUGUGAUGCCGCUCUCCAAACCAGUGCCUGCUACAAAGCUGAGCACCAUGACUCGGCCCAGCGCCGGCCCGUGCCAGUGCAAGUAUGAUCUGAUGGUCUUCUUUGAGAUCUGUGAGCUGGAGGCCAACGGCGACUACAUCCCUGCCGUUGUGGAUCACCGUGGGGGCAUGCCAUGCCAUGGGACGUUCCUCCUCCACCAGGGCAUCCAGAGGAGAAUCACUGUCACCUUGGUGCAUGAAACGGGCAGCCUCAUCCGCUGGAAGGAAGUGCGGGAGCUGGUUGUGGGUCGGAUCCGGAACACCCCAGAAGCAGAUGAGUCUCUCAUUGACCCCAACAUCCUGUCUCUGAACAUCCUCUCCUCUGGGUACAUCCACCCCUCCCAGGAUGACCGGACAUUCUACCAGUUUGAGGCGGCGUGGGAUAGCUCCAUGCACAACUCGCUGCUGCUCAACCGUGUCACCCCAUACCGGGAGAAAAUCUACAUCACUCUCUCUGCCUACAUCGAGAUGGAGAACUGCACUCAGCCUGCUGUCAUCACCAAAGAUUUCUGCAUGGUUUUCUACUCCCGGGACGCCAAGCUUCCUGCCUCCCGCUCCAUUCGCAACCUGUUUGGCAGCGGCAGCCUGCGGGCUUCCGAGAGCAACCGCGUGACAGGAGUCUACGAGCUCAGCCUCUGCCGUGUGGCCGAUGCGGGCAGCCCAGGCAUGCAGAGACGGCGUCGACGUGUGCUGGACACCUCUGUAGCCUACGUGAGGGGAGAGGAGAACCUGGCUGGCUGGAGGCCCCGCAGCGACAGCCUCAUCCUCGACCAUCAGUGGGAGCUGGAGAAACUCAGCCUGCUGCAAGAAGUGGAGAAGACGAGGCAUUACCUGCUCCUGCGUGAGAAGCUGGAGACGACUCAGCGCCUGGGGCUGGAGCCCCUGUUCCCCUGCUCCCACGAGGACUCCGAGUCCCGAAGCACCUCCUGCGGUUCCUCCCCGCUCUCUGCCGACGGAGCCCCCGAGGGCCGCACCUCACCCCCUGAGACGCCCAGCGAGAGGCAGAAGGAGCUGGCUGUGAAGUGCUUGCGCCUGCUCACGCACACCUUCAACAGGGAGUACAGCCACAGCCACGUCUGCAUCAGUGCCAGCGAGAGCAAGCUGUCUGAAAUGUCUGUGACCCUGAUGAGAGACCCCUCUAUGCCAGCUCUUGGGGUCCCCACCCUCACCCCCUCCUCCACCUGCCCGUCACUGGUAGAAGGACACUACAACACUAUGGAGGUCAGACCUCACCAGGUCUCCUCCAGGGCAGAGAGCCCUGAUCUGGAACCUGUCAUAGAAGGAGAACAGAAGAAGUCCCCAGCCCGCCGGCCUGAAGAGGAGAAGGAGCCUCAGCGCUUGCUGGUGCCUGACAUCCAGGAGAUCCGAGUCAGCCCAAUCGUCUCCAAAAAGGGCUACUUGCACUUCCUGGAGCCCCACACCAACGGGUGGGUGAAGCGCUUUGUGGUCGUCCGGCGCCCGUAUGUCUACAUCUACAACUCUGACAAGGAUGCUGUCGAGAGGGCCAUACUCAACCUCUCCAAGGCCCAGGUGGAGUACAGUGAGGACCAGCAGGCCAUGCUUAAGACCCCGAACACGUUUGCGGUGUGCACGGAGCACCGGGGCAUCCUGCUGCAGGCGAGCAGUGACAAGGACAUGCACGACUGGCUCUACGCCUUCAACCCCCUCCUGGCUGGGUCUAUCAGAUCCAAGCUGUCUAGAAGGAGAACAGCCCAGAUGAGAAUCUAACCUGAAAAAUACCCUCCACCUCAUCCGUCUGCCAACAGGAUCAAGAUAGCUGAUUCUGUCUCAAGACUCCCAUGUUAACAUCUGAUCUCUCACACCAUCUGCUGCCCCUGCUGUGUGCUCCAUGGAAGGAUCUGUCUCGAUUCACACCUUCACAGGGGAAACUCACUUCCAUUCAUAGCUGCAAAAGCCUGGACCUGCCUGGGCAGAAUUUCUCGUGUGCGUGCCAUCUUCUGCCCAUUCCCCCCAUGGGUGAACUUCAUGUCACACCAUCUGUAACGCUCCAGAAAAAUCCCUGUCAGAGAGGAGGGAGCAAGGAGGGGAGUUUCAGCUGGAAGCUGGUCUUUGAUCUACAGAGGUGGGUGCAUGGUGAAGCUCGGAGGUGGCAGAGCAGUAGGAAUUGCCUCUGUGCAAAGGGAAAGUUGUAGUUUAUGUAUGGGGAUUUCCUAGUUUAUUGGUGUUUCUGCAAGAGAUGGCAGGGUAAGAUCAGGUGUCAGUAGUUUAAGAUUAUAUUUAUAAAGUAUUUAUUUCUAUUUACAUCAAAAAAAACCCCGUAAGUUGGGUCCUAGCCCCCCCAGAUACUGUGUCUCCCCCAGGCAGGGGAGACCAUUGGCAGUGGGUCAGGGUCCCAGAGAUGCCUUCCCUGGGAGGGACAUUCCUGGCAUGUGCCCUGCAGUGGCGAUGCUCUCACCCUCAUUCCCUGCCCUUCCCCAGCCCUCUGCUUUACCCACCCUUCAGCUUAAACUACUUUCCCCCCCCCGAGCAGUGGCUGGACAGCCCAGCAUGUCUUCCCAAAGGAGGCAAUUCCUACCUGCCCCAUCUACCUCUGGAAGGGUGGAGCCUGCCACAUCCCAGCUGGCUGGGGCACCCGUGUCCACAUGGAUGGGUCACCUUGCUUCAAAGCUUGGCCCUGCUGGAGGGAAAACAAGGGCUCUGAGGAUGGCUCUGCCUGUCACCUCAUGCAGCACUGUCCUUCCCAACCAAAAACACGCAGGCCACCUCCACUAUCCCAGCCUGGGAGAACCCAGUGGACUUGUCCGAAGAGAUUCCCCCCUCUUAGGGCAGGAAGCUGAGGGUCUCGUCCCUGCAGGGAGUGUGGAGGUUCAGCUGGCUGCUUCCACAGCUGGAUAGGAAAGUUCUUCAGGAGCCAGGGCUAGGAGUGACCACCCUAAUUCACAGGAUCCUGGUCACCCUUUCCCAAAAAGGUUGUCAUGUUGCUUCUCCUGGCAGGAUGAUAGGCUCAAAGCAGGUCAGAAGGGCAGGGGGAGAGGCUGGUGUGAGGGUUAUCAGGUGGAGAUGGGGCUUCUUUUUCCUGCUGUAGCUGGCAUUUUCUCACCAUUCUUCCCCUCCUGCAGAAGUAAGCACCUGCCUCCUUCCCACCCUGCCUCCAUCAGCACAUUAAUCCAGGGGGCUUCCCACAGCAGAGAUGGCUUUGCUGAAAAGGCCUUUUCCAAUCAUCCCUGCUCCCCACCUCCCUCAGCAGCACUUCUCCCUCUCCUCCUCCCACCUCUCACCCAUGGGGGGGGAAUGCUUUCCUUUGGGGCUUCCCAAGUGUCUGGCAGCCUCCAGCACAGCUCUGGGCAGGGAGGUGAGCAUCUUCCCAGCUCCCCCAGCUCCCCCAGCUUCACUCUCACUCACACCUUUGUGGCCAACCUUCCCUGGCACAGCACAGCUGUGCCUGGGCUCUGCCGCACGUCCCCGCGCUGUGGUGUGCCUGUGGGUGUGCCUGUGGGUGUGGGUGUCAGACGUGGUGCUCUUGUCUCAUUAUGCUGGUGUUGUGAGGGGCACGGACUGGCAGGGACGUGGCAGACAGGCAGGAGCUUGCAGGGACCUCCUCGCUGCACCACCAGGCACAGUACAGCUGGGGUUUCAGGUGGUGGAAAGGGUUUGGGGAUCCUUCCUGAGGCCCUGCUGGUUCUGCCUGACCUUUGCAAAGCUUCCUUGAGUGUCUCACCCCAUUGCUUUGGUCCAAAGCCACAGCAGGGCUGCUCCUCCCAGCCCCACUCCCCAGGCAGAAUCCCAGGACAAGCUCUUUAUCAAACUGAGGGGUUUUCUCCCCAACCCCCCCCCGUGAUCCCCGUUAGCAAACUGAGGGCUGGUUUGUGUCCUCCAUGGAGGGAGAGGUGGGUGCCUGGGGGCACGGAGGGGCAGAGCCAGGGCAGAGCAGGGACUCGGGCUGCUGAGACACCUCGGCUCCUCUGCCCUCGGCAAGGACCAGUUGGUACCACUCCGAAUUUCAGCCGAAGGGACUGAGUGCCCCAGGGAGACCUUCCAGGGUGAGGGCAGCUUCUGGUGGAGACAGGACCCAUGUCUGCCAGGGACCAGACACAGGUUCAGUGACCACAGCUGGGUGCUGCAGGCAAGGGGUGGCCUUGGGUCUGGCACCCCCCAGCCAGAGCCGAGUCGUGCCUGAGGCCAGCAAACCUGCAGAGCCCGUGGCCUGGCCGGGGGCUGCCACACCACUGCAGCAGCAGCAGUCCCGGGGGUGUCCCCAGCUUGCCAGCUGCCCUCACCGGCUCCACUCCUGCCAGCACCACCACCUCCCCCCCAGCUGGACCCCUGCCCACCCCCCAAGAUCCCCACGGUCCUGCAGGAUGAGGAACAGAAACCCGGGGUUAGGAGCCCCCUGGGGAGGGGAACCUUUCCCUGGGGAAGGAGGAGUGGCACGGAGGGUGGGUGAGCACUGGCCCGCUGGGGCCCUGCAGAGGAGGGAGGGUGGGCUGCCCCUCACCCCCACUGCCAGGGCAGCGUCCCCAGGCCCUCCCUGGCCCCUGCCCGGGGGUCGCCGCCUCCGGUCCCGGCCGUCCGCACACGUGAGGCUUGUUCGGUUCUGAAAUAAAUGUGGCAUUUAACG
This is a messenger RNA of Calypte anna (Anna's hummingbird), 8248 nucleotides long. It is a transcript of the gene KIF1A, whose product is annotated as kinesin family member 1A. NCBI's taxonomy places the organism in Eukaryota, Metazoa, Chordata, Aves, Apodiformes, Trochilidae. Bases 64 to 5397 code for a protein of 1777 amino acids. Gene Ontology annotation, biological process: microtubule-based movement. The transcript has 48 exons. The record is from RefSeq and is a predicted model, not a curated record. Gene Ontology annotation, molecular function: microtubule motor activity; ATP binding; microtubule binding.